Apodemus sylvaticus (European woodmouse) is the source of this 2840-nucleotide messenger RNA. RefSeq names its product C-type lectin domain family 4 member D (gene Clec4d). Gene Ontology annotation, cellular component: external side of plasma membrane. The transcript has 6 exons. NCBI's taxonomy places the organism in Eukaryota, Metazoa, Chordata, Mammalia, Rodentia, Muridae. Gene Ontology annotation, molecular function: carbohydrate binding. Bases 144 to 788 code for a protein of 214 amino acids. The record is from RefSeq and is a predicted model, not a curated record. Gene Ontology annotation, biological process: antifungal innate immune response.
UAUACUGAACACUUACUGAUCUUACCAGAAUAGGUCAGAUGUAUUGAUGUCCAAUCUUAAAUGUUUCUGAAGAGAUACCUGUGAUAGAAAUAUACAUUCUGGGCAAGAAGUAAAGGGCAGACCAGAAUCUCCUGACACACAUAAUGUGGCUAGAAGAAUCCCAAAUGAAAUCAAAAGGUUCCCGGAAUCCCACUCUGAUCCCUUGCGUCUUCGCUCUUGUAUCCAUCUUGCUCCUCAGUGCUUGCUUUAUCUCAACUUGUUUGGUGACUCAUCAUUACUUUUUACGCUGGAAGAGAGGAAACGUGGUGAAUCUGUCAGACUACCACACAAGGCUAACAUGCACCCAUGAGGAGUCACCACCUGGAGCUACAGGAGGUACGUGGACCUGCUGUCCUGUUAGCUGGAGUGCCUUCCAGUCAAACUGUUACUUUCCUCUUAAUGACAACCAGACCUGGUAUGAAAGUGAGAGAAACUGCUCAGAGAUGAGCAGUCAUCUGGUGACCAUCAACACCGAAGCAGAACAGAAUUUUGUGACUCAGCUUUUGGAUAAACAAUUUUCCUAUUUCCUGGGACUUGCUGAUAAGAAUGUGGAAGGCCAAUGGCAGUGGGUAGACAAGACGCCGUUUAACCCACACACGGUAUUCUGGGAAGAUGGCGAACCCAAUAACUUUAUGGAAGAAGACUGUGUUGUCCUUGUUUAUGUCCAAGAUAAAUGGGUCUGGAAUGACUUUCCUUGUCACUUUAAGGUGAGAAGGAUUUGUAAGUUACCUGGAAUAACAUUCAAUUGAAAGCCCUUGAAGUGAUCCUAUCAGACCCUGGGGAAGUGUUCAAGUGUCCAAGCAUCAUAGAAAUAGAUAACACACUGGGUCAUAGAGCACCGUUAACAAUGAGGAUGAUUAUUUUUGUUUAAAUUUAAUUCAACAUACAUAGUGUGGUUUGUGCUCUCUUUCUCUUCUCUCUCUCUCUCUCUCUCUCUCUCUCUCUCUCUCUCUCUCUCUCUCUCUCUCUCUCUCUCCCUCUCUCUCUCUGUCUUUGUCUCUGUGUCUCUGUGGGGACUACAUACUGGCAUGCACACACAUGCUAAUGUACACAUGUUUAAGAUAGUAAGGUUUUGUGGUGUUUUGGUAGAGAGAAUGAUCAUCUUUCUGUGGGAUUCAGUUUUUAAUCAUUGCUUCCUUGAGAGUAUUUUAAGAAUUUACUUUUCAAUUGGUAUGUUUUUGUUAUAUAUUUAAUGAAAGUAUUAGAUUAUAUUAUAUAAUCUUUUUGUCAUUUUUCUCCUGUCCAAAUUGUUACCUCUUCAAAUUCAAACUUACAGCAGAAAAAUGGUAGUAAUAAAUCAUAUUUUAUUCUUCUCUUAUACAUUACAUUGUGGCCACAGAAUCCCUCUAGUCUUCCCAAUCCUCCCUACCACCUCUGUUUCAGAUCCACUCCUCCUCCAUUUCCCUUCAGAAGAGGGCAAGCCUCCCAGUGAUGUCUACUGACUAUAGCAUAACAAGCUACACUAAGCUAGGCACAAAUAUUUGUAUCACAGCUAGAAAAAACAACCCAGUAGGAGAAAUAGUAUCCCAUUUAAACCUAAAUCUCAGUUAAAAUUUUUUAAUUGAUAUUUUACUUUCACAUUUAAGUGGUUACUAAAUAUCUACCAGGAAAACAAUGUAAAAGGGGCUUCAGUGAUUGUAUUGCCCAGGUAGAAAAGAAGAAUAUAGACCUUUUAACAAUUUUCUUCUUUUUCCAUUCCAGCUGUUGGGUCAAAGCAGGUAGUUUCAUGAUGGCCUAACUUCAUUGUAAUGGCCUCUUUUUACCCCCCUUUAACUGAGGAAAUAAAGUCCUAGGAAGCUAAAGAGCUCCCAUUUUCAUUGCUUGUUCAUGGCAAUCAGGACAAUGGUUCACAUCUACCUUUUCCUGGAGAUGAACCCUAUCUCCUUUGUACUUGCAGGGAAGUUAAUGGAGAUAAGCUGGCCUUUUUACUUGGGCAAGGACUCAUUUCUUAAUUAUCUGAAGUUCCACUCUAUUGGUGUUUUCAUUUUAAUUAAUAAUAAAUAAUUAAUAAAGAGGCCACAUUUUCAUUUAUUUAUAUAAAUUGUUCUAAUGUUUAAGAGCUGUACUAUUGGCAACCUACAAUUAUGAUGUUUGUACUAUUAGUAGUUCAGUUGUGAGUUACCAUAAGAAAACCUACUGGAGGCUAUGGAGAUGGAUCAGAGGUUAAAAUUGCUUGCUCCUCUUCCAGAGAACCUGAGUUUGCUUCCUAGUAUUUAUAUCAGGUGGCUCAUAGUGGCCUACAACACCAACUCUAGGGUAUCUGACACUUUCCUCUGGUCUAUACAACUUCUUCUGCUGAUACAACACACAUUCACAUACACAUAUUCACACACACAUGUGCACACAUAUAUACAUACACACAAAAAUAAAUAAAUAAACAUUUAAAAGAAAAGUACUGUUCAGGUUUUGCUUGAAAUUUGAUUUGCUGAUAUUUUCUACAUCUGAGCUGAGAGUUUCCAAGCAACAACUUUUUAAUUUUUCUUCUCCCCCACCACUUUGAAAGGCAAUAGCUACUCUGUAAAUUUGUUAAUAAUUUUCUGGGUUAAAUGUAGAACAUUAAUGUUUGGUUCAGUGUGACAGUAUAACAUUGUGUUUUGUGUGUGUUUGUGAAAAAGUUGGUAUGUUUAAAAGAAGUGGAACCAAGUACCUUGACAUUGGGUUAGAUACAUUAAUUAAAUCAUAAAUCACAAGACAAGUUGAAAUAAUUUUAAGCAUUAAUGACAUUUGUAUGUUUAACAUUAUCCAUUUUAAUGUACAAACCAUACACCUGUCUAUGAUGAAAUCCAAUUGUCAAUAAAAUA